Durio zibethinus is the source of this 1656-nucleotide messenger RNA. Its product is annotated as oxidoreductase, 2OG-Fe(II) oxygenase family protein. Gene Ontology annotation, biological process: oxidative RNA demethylation. Gene Ontology annotation, cellular component: cytoplasm. NCBI's taxonomy places the organism in Eukaryota, Viridiplantae, Streptophyta, Magnoliopsida, Malvales, Malvaceae. The record is from RefSeq and is a predicted model, not a curated record. Gene Ontology annotation, molecular function: oxidative RNA demethylase activity; broad specificity oxidative DNA demethylase activity; ferrous iron binding.
UUAAUUAUUCUUGGGUAAAAUAAAAUCGUUAUGAAACCCGGUUAAAACCCUAAUUUUGAAUCACCAGCGGUUUAGUCCGAGUGGUACUGAGUUAACCCAUCGGCUCGUGGAAGAUGUACGUACCCGAUGGAGCCGGUGACGAUACAGAACGGACCGCUUUCAGGAAAACAGAGAAGAAGUACAAGCUUUAUUACGAGGAUAAUUGGAAAUCCUCCAAAAAGAAGAAACAACCUAAACAAGUCGAUUUAUCGGAGGUUUUGGAUUUCAAAUCCAUUUCAGAAUCCUACAAUCAGAACGGUGAACUUCCUUCCGGAGUUGUAGCUGUUAAUUGUGGAUUUGAUCGUCCAAUUUUUCGCUUGGAAAAUCGCCCUGGGUUCUAUUUUAUUCCUGGCGCAUUGACUUUGGAGGAACAAUGUAAAUGGAUAAGGGAAAGUUUAACGAACUUUCCGCAACCUCCUAAUAGAACAAAUCACAAUGCUUUUUAUGGGCCUAUAAGUAACCUGUUUGUUGCGGCGAAGGAAGGUAAAGUAUUGGUUGAGGAGGAAAGGUCAGACAAUGGCUUGGAUUCUGAUUCGAGUGCUUCUGCAAGCAACGGAGAUGCUCAUAGAUGGAAAUUUUAUGAGGAAGACAUUGCGGGAUCAAGGGGAAAGACUUGCAAAUCAGUUUCUGCUUCUGUUUUGCUGCGAAAGCUCCGGUGGAGUACCCUUGGCCUUCAAUUUGACUGGUCCAAGCGGAACUAUGACAUGUCUCUACCUCAUAACAAAAUACCGAAUGCACUCUGUCAGCUGGCUAAAAGAAUGGCUGAGCCUGCAAUGCCUAUUGGAGAAGAGUUCCGGCCAGAGGCUGCAAUUGUCAACUAUUUUGGGUUAGGUGAUACGCUUGGUGGUCACCUUGAUGAUAUGGAAGCCGAUUGGAGUAAGCCUAUUGUUAGCAUGAGUUUGGGCUGCAAAGCUAUUUUCCUUCUGGGAGGAAAGUCUAAACAGGAUGAACCAUUAGCAAUGUUUCUCCGAAGUGGGGAUGUUGUACUCAUGGCAGGAGAAGCAAGGGAAUGCUUUCAUGGUGUGCCUCGCAUAUUCACAGACGAAAAAAAUGCUGAAAUCACUCCUCUUGAAUUGCAGUUUUUGCACGAGGAUGAUCAUUGUUUCUUAGACUAUAUAAGAGUUUCAAGGAUCAACAUCAAUAUCAGACAAGUCUUUUAAUUUUGCUUUGAGCAAAAAAAUGGAAAAGGUGAUUUGAUUUUGCUGUCUUCUUCUCAAUCAGUUCAGUUUAGCUUUUCAACUCACAGGUCUAUUGGCAUUUUCGAUCCUAGCUUAAGCAGCUUGGUUAUUGGUUGUGUAAGAAUGUACUCAACAAUUUUUUUAUGAGAAAAGGGAAUUAUUUUGUAAAAUUUUUUGUUUCACUUUCGAAGUAGUAGUAAUAGUACUACUCUAAGCAUGCUAGGGACUGAUUCAAAAUUUUGUGGGCAAUAGAAGGGGUUCAGAUCUCAAUCUUCCUGAAAGAAAAAAGAAAUAUAUGGGAAAAUCCUGAGAAAGAAGAAAUAUAUGGAAAAAUAGGUGUGGGCAAUAGAAUGGGUUCAGAUCCCAAUCUUCCUGAAAGAAAGAGAAAUAUAUGGGAAAAUCGGAAAAAAAAAUUGUGGAGAGUGGGAUUUGAACCCAC